Messenger RNA from Pseudopodoces humilis (Tibetan ground-tit), 1434 nucleotides. RefSeq names its product small nuclear ribonucleoprotein U5 subunit 40 (gene SNRNP40). Gene Ontology annotation, molecular function: protein binding; RNA binding. The record is from RefSeq and is a predicted model, not a curated record. Gene Ontology annotation, cellular component: catalytic step 2 spliceosome. NCBI's taxonomy places the organism in Eukaryota, Metazoa, Chordata, Aves, Passeriformes, Paridae.
AUGAUCGAGCAGCAGAAGCGGAAGGUCCCGGGCCCCGGGCCCGGCCCCGGCCCCGCUCCCGCUGCCCCCCCGGGCCCCGCCGCCCCCGGCACCGCCCCCGCGCCCGGCCCCGACCUCCCGCUCGUCCCCGUGCCCGCCAAGCGGCCCCGCCAUGACCUGCCGGGCGCGCCGGGCACGGGCGGGGCAGGGGGGCAGCCUCCGGCCGGAGCUCUGCUGCAGGCGGGCCCCCCGCGCUGCUCCUCGCUGCAGGCCCCCAUCAUGCUGCUGUCAGGACACGAGGGGGAGGUUUAUUGCUGCAAGUUCCACCCCAAUGGCAACACCCUGGCCUCGGCUGGCUUCGACAGGCUCAUCUUGCUCUGGAACGUCUACGGGGACUGCGACAACUUUGCCACCCUCAAGGGGCACAGUGGGGCCGUCAUGGAGCUGCACUACAACACGGAUGGCAGCAUGCUGUUCUCAGCAUCCACGGACAAAACCGUGGCCGUGUGGGACAGCGAGACGGGCGAGAGGGUGAAGAGGCUCAAGGGCCACACGUCCUUUGUCAACUCCUGCUACCCGGCCAGGAGGGGACCCCAGCUCGUCUGCACCGGCAGCGACGACGGCACCGUCAAGCUGUGGGAUAUCAGGAAAAAAGCUGCAGUCCAGACAUUCCAGAACACCUACCAGGUGCUGGCUGUCACCUUCAAUGACACCAGUGACCAGAUCAUCUCUGGUGGCAUCGACAAUGACAUCAAGGUGUGGGACCUGCGGCAGAACAAGCUCACCUACACCAUGCGGGGCCACGCCGACUCGGUGACGGGCCUGAGCCUCAGCUCUGAGGGCUCCUACCUGCUCUCCAACGCCAUGGACAACACAGUUCGGAUCUGGGACGUGAGGCCCUUCGCCCCCAAGGAGAGAUGUGUGAAGAUUUUCCAGGGAAAUGUCCAUAAUUUUGAAAAGAACCUUCUGAGGUGCUCCUGGUCCCCAGAUGGCAGUAAAAUUGCAGGGGGCUCUGCUGACAGGUUUGUGUACGUGUGGGACACCACGUCCAGGAGGAUCCUGUACAAACUGCCCGGCCACGCCGGCUCUGUCAACGAGCUGGCCUUCCACCCCGAGGAGCCCAUCAUUCUCUCUGCCUCCAGUGACAAGAGGCUCUACAUGGGGGAGAUCCAGUGAGGCCCAGGAGGGAUCCUGGAUGAUUCAGUUCCCGGUGGGGAGGUGACAGCAGCUGGGUGUGACAGCUGUCCCUGCUGUCCCCUCCCCUCCCUCUGCAGCUUUUCCACCUCCCCUUUCUCUGGGGAGACAGGAAAACUCGGGAUUUAGUUUUGGCUGUGCCACUGACCGUGAAACCCUUCUCCAGAUCCCUUCAAAUUGAGGGUUUUUGUUUCCUUCCCUGUCCCGUUUCUCGUGGGGUUUUUUUACUGUUAAAGCUGCCAUAAAUGGAUUUUUACACAG